This is a messenger RNA of Didymosphaeria variabile, 2724 nucleotides long. It is a transcript of the gene Ptp2, whose product is annotated as phosphotyrosine-specific ptp2-like protein. The record is from RefSeq and is a predicted model, not a curated record. NCBI's taxonomy places the organism in Eukaryota, Fungi, Ascomycota, Dothideomycetes, Pleosporales, Didymosphaeriaceae. Gene Ontology annotation, biological process: protein dephosphorylation. Bases 1 to 2724 code for a protein of 907 amino acids. The transcript has 2 exons. Gene Ontology annotation, molecular function: protein tyrosine phosphatase activity.
AUGUCGACGCCCGCGCUGUCGCCUCGGCCGCGCGAGACGUCACACCCAACCACCCAGACCCGCUCCUCGAGACCUACACCCAAGCCACGAACCGGUGCCGCUCGAAGUCCUGUCAAGUCCACCCCGCUCACGAACCGCCGCAUGAAUGAUCUCAAAACACCAGGCAUUAGCACCGGCCACGAGCCCAAGACGCCCAGCCCUAAUUACUUCGGCCUGGCCGUCGAUGCAAAUGCCGAAAAGGAUGUCUUCGCAUCCAGCGCUGCCCAGCACAUCCGUGGAAAUUGGAGUCCGCCAUCUUCAAAUGUGCGAUCCACCGCUGCCGCGUCACCUCGCGUCAUACCUGUGGACCAGAAUCCUGAAUUCGAGCAGUUCAGACGCCAAUCCGAGAACAACAGAGGAUUUGCCCUAGGACGUUUCGACUUCGGCACAUCGCAAGGCUCCAUGCCAUCGCCUAGUAGUUCAGCGUUCGGCUUCAUGAAGGCUCCUCCGUCCCCGCAGUCGAUGACGUUACCGACAACCCAGAAUGAACAGCAUGAGGGCAGGAAAGAUGACGCAGGCGACCACGAACCUAAACCCCGGUCACCGAAACGUCUUCUUUCCACAGAGUCGUCCAUUGUGUACGACCGGCCACGGCGGAAUUCACCUGCUAGUUUUCUGGACCAAGACAACUAUGGACGCACGGACGAAUUGGCCAAGUUCGCUGAGAUGAGGAACGUUCGCCCGUCUCUGCCUCCGCGAGACUCAUCACAAAAGUUAACGUUGUCUUCCCAUCGUGCAGAUACUUUGCCAGCACAUGUCGUCGACGAUAGUAAAACGGAAGGGCCCUCUAUGGUCACGCCACAAUAUAUUGUCAACAUACUCGAAUCUGCAGUAGAGGAAGUCUUACUACUAGAUCUUCGCGUCUCUACACAAUACGCAAGAUCCCGCAUCCAAGGUUCCCUCAGUCUCUGUAUACCUACGACACUACUGAAGCGUGCAUCUUUCACCGUACAAAAGCUAGCCGAAACUUUCAAGGACGACGAAGAGAAGCAAAAGUUCGAGCAAUGGCGGAGUAGCAAGCACAUCGUUGUGUACGAUGCAAAUUCAUCGCAGAUGAAGGAUGCGGGAACCUGCAUCAACACACUUAAGAAGUUCACUAGUGAAGGCUGGACCGGCGGAUCCUACAUCAUUCGGGGUGGCUUCCAGGAAUUCGCAUCCAAGUUUCCGAAUUGGAUAUCGAGAGGUUCAACCCUAGUGGCGAGUUCCCCUGCAUCUUCUGCUGGGAAUGAGCCUGGCUUUCCAUCCAUAGCCCCGGUCAUCGGAGGCUGUCCCAUGCCAGCCACGCAGAAUGCUGCGAACCCCUUCUUUGGCAAUAUUCGGCAAAACAUGGAUCUUAUUGGUGGAGUAGGCCAGAUGCCCGUCAAGCAUCCUGCCGCAAUGGCUCGAUCUUUCGAAGAGGAGCUGCCGAUUUGGCUACGAAAGGCCGCAAAUGAGAAAGACAACGGCAAGCUUGUAUCUGACAAAUUCCUGCACAUUGAAAAGCGCGAACAGAAGCGAAUGCAGAAGGCACUCUCUGGACAGGUGUACUACGGCACCCCAACGUCCGGCAUAGAGGCUAAGCAAUCUGUCACAUUGGCGGGUAUUGAAAAGGGCUCUAAAAACCGCUACAACAGCAUAUGGCCCUACGAGCACUCCCGCGUCAAGUUGCAGGGUGUAAGCCCGGGAGGCUGCGAUUACGUUAACGCGAACCACGUCCAGCCAUCGUUUUCGAACAAGCGUUACAUUGCUACGCAGGGUCCUUUACCAGCCACUUUCAACGACUUCUGGAACGUUGUGUGGCAACAAGACGUUCGCGUUAUAGUGAUGCUUACGGCCGAGCAGGAAGGUGGUCAGCUCAAGGCUCACAACUACUGGUCUGGCAAACAAUAUGGCCACCUGCAUUUGAAUACUUUGGGCGAACGCAGAGCGUCCCUUGAACCAUCCAAGAUUCACCGACACGGUGAGCAGUCGCGGCCUGCGCUUGGUCAACGCCGUUCCACGACUGCGAGCCCACCAAACAAAGCCGGCUAUUUCCCUACUGAAUCGAAUACCUCGCCCAGCUCUGAGCAGCCCUACGUCAUCGUUCGCAAGUUCACAUUGUCGAACUCCGAUGAGCCGUUCGAGCGCAUGCGCGAGAUCACUCAACUGCAAUACUCCCACUGGCCUGACUUUGGCGCCCCAGCACACCCGACUCACCUGCUGGGUCUUAUCGAACAAUGCGAUGCCGUGUGCAGACAGGUCAACGGUGGCUCGCCCUCGCGCCCUGACCCACCCAACACCCGCCCUGUCCUAGUGCACUGUUCAGCAGGCUGCGGCCGCACGGGCACCUUCUGUACCGUCGACUCAGUCCUCGACAUGCUCAAGCGACAACGUCAAGCACGCAACGCACGGGAAACCACGCCGAUGGACCUCGAUCCCACCUCGCCUAACAAGACGACUCGAGGUGAUAGGAGCGCGUCAAUGAGUAUGUCUAUGAGCAUGGACGAGAUGACCAUGUCUCGCCGCUCUUCGAGCUCAUCUAGCAGCGAUGAAAAAUCGAGCAGAGACGAUGAUUGGGUCAAUGAAGAGGAUGUUGAUUUGAUCGAGAAGACGGUCGAAGAUUUCAGAUUGCAGCGAUUGAGCAUGGUGCAGAGUUUGAGGCAGUUUGUGUUGUGUUAUGAGAGUGUGUUGGAGUAUCUGGUGGAGCAGUAUCCGAAGAGCGCGUAA